Messenger RNA from Topomyia yanbarensis, 5020 nucleotides. Its product is annotated as protein groucho-like. Gene Ontology annotation, cellular component: nucleus; transcription regulator complex. The transcript has 17 exons. The coding region runs from base 1663 to 3918 and encodes 751 amino acids. Gene Ontology annotation, molecular function: transcription corepressor activity; protein binding. NCBI's taxonomy places the organism in Eukaryota, Metazoa, Arthropoda, Insecta, Diptera, Culicidae. Gene Ontology annotation, biological process: negative regulation of canonical Wnt signaling pathway; regulation of DNA-templated transcription. The record is from RefSeq and is a predicted model, not a curated record.
UUCAGUAGUAGUGCAGCGUUGGUUCCGUUCGGAUCGUGUUUCGAGACAUCGGCUCUCUUGUCCGGGCCAACUGAUACAAACCGUGCUAGCGUGCGGUGCGAGAGAGAGAGUGAGAAAGGAGUAGUACACUGCAAAUAUCGUACGUGCUGCGGGUAAAUGCCAUCGAAUUCGAAUUGGCGCGCGCUCGUGUGUGUAUAACUUGGGUUUCUGUGGUGUGUAACCGUCGCAACCGGAACCCCACGCUUACUCUAGGCCCCAUCGACAACCCCACAAUUGCCAGCAGGCAGGCAGGCAGGGGAAGGAGCGGAGAGCCCGUACAAAUCUACCGUUUUACGAGGUGAACCACAGCUUUUAAUUCAUUCAGACCGACGAUCGGUCGUCGCUCAUUGCGCCCCACCUUGCCGGACCGCGUCCAACGUGUUCGGGGUGUGUGUGUGCUGAACAAAACCGGUGAACCAAUCAAGCAAAUAAAACAAAAUCAAGUAAAGUGUGCACAUAUUUUUUCCAACGACUGCAGCUUUUACGUUCAAAGUGAAAGCGCGCGUUGGCGAUUUUUUUUUCGUUUUUUUCGCGUCGAACGACGCGUGUGUUUUUCGGUUCAACUUGUCGCCUCUGUCCGACGCCCUUGCGCAUCGACGGUCAUCGCAUCGUCAGCCUCAACCAACCGCAUUCGGCGAUUGUGUGUUCUGGGAACUGAGUACCGAUUAAUAUUUUAUUUGAAGCAACAACAAAAAAACAAGUGAAGCGUUAAAAAAGGAAUCAGUGAAGAGUGUUGGAAGGGAAGAAAACAUUUCUGUGCCGUCGGGAUCGGGUUUCCAGAUCCUCGUAGCCGCUCUACCUGAGCUAAUUGGAUUACCUUCAACCGAGUAAAAUAUUUCGAACGAAAUUGAUUCACCCGACGCCGACGUCGUUACUGCUGCCGCCACCGCCGCUACCAUCGCGGAUGAAGGUGGAUUAAAUAAACCUAACGGAAGUGUUCGGAUUGUGCUCAGCAGUGAGAAGCGGAUUAACAGUGGGAGUAAAUUAUAAACAAGAAAGGUUAUUUAUUGUUCACAACAACAGAAACGAACAAGAAGAAAAGUGGAAAUAAUUUCGUUUGUUCCGAGAAGCGAAGCGGUAUAUAGGAAAAUUGUUAUUGGACGCCGUCCGUCGUUAUUAGUGCUGAAGGUUUUACCAUCAUCCGACGGCAAUUCCGUACCGUCCCAUGGCUGAGUGAAGAAGAGUAGUGAAAAACGUGUGGAUGAUCAAACGUGUGCGAAGUUUCGAGAAAUUACUGGCUCCAUCACGCCCAUAUAUAAUUUCGGAGGUUACAACAGUGGUGUUGUUUGGUUUUUAAUUGUGAAGUGCCUGUGCCCACAAAAAAAACGAAUUUGGGUGCAAUCGAGAGAAAUCAAAUUGAAAAUCACACAGUUGAUUCGAUUAAAUAUGCCGUUCGUGCUGGAGCAAUCUGUCCGUCAGAAAUCGUGUCAAAAUCCGGUUGCCACCGUUAGCAGCCGCCGCCGCCAGAUCUGUCAUCGCUAGCAAUGUUUACUUGUCUCCAGUGCUACUAGGAUUACCAGUGCGCGAGUGUCCAGUGUAAUCAGCAACCAACUAAACACAGAUCGUUUCGGAUCAAAACUACUUUUCGGUUUUCGAUUGUUUUUGUUCUUCUAGAGUGACACAAUGUAUCCCAAUGCUGGAAUCAAUGCGGCUGCCGUCGCCGCCCGACAUCCGGGCCCGCCGCAGUCAACACAGCCGUUCAAGUUCACCAUCACCGAAAGCUGCGAGCGGAUAAAGGAGGAGUUCAACUUCCUGCAAGCACAAUAUCACAAUUUAAAAAUGGAAUGUGAAAAAUUAGCCCAGGACAAAACGGAAAUGCAGCGGCACUAUGUGAUGUACUACGAGAUGUCCUACGGCCUAAAUGUGGAAAUGCACAAACAGACCGAGAUCUCGAAAAGGUUAAAUGCAAUAAUCACUCAGAUCGUACCUUUCCUGUCCCAGGAGCACCAGCAGCAGGUUCUGACCGCGGUAGAACGGGCGAAACAGAUUACCAUGUCCGAACUGAACGCCGUGAUAGGGCAGCAACAACGUCCCGAUCUGCCCCGAUUGCUGCAGCAGAUGCACGCCCAGCAGAUACCCGGAGCGCACGGCGCACCACCGAUGCCGGUGGGGAUGCCCCAUCCUAGUCUCGGCCCUGGUGGUCUCGGUGGACCACUGGGAGCUCUCGGCAGUACCCCACCGCAGCACCCUUUGGCCAUUCUGAACAAGCAGGAACUGCACCGACCGGAGGAGUCCAAGAGCAGCAAUAGCAACAUCAUGCCGCUGGAUGAUCGGCAUCGAAGUUCCAUCUCACCUAAUGACCGGGACAAAUAUCGACCCCGAACGCCCGAAUCAUCCCACGAGUUGAAGAAGGUGAAGAAGGAGGAAAAGGAUAUGGGUCAUCAGUCCGAUGGCGAAAAGUCUGAUCAGGAUUUAGUGGUGGAUGACGCGUCCGAGAUUAACCCGAUGAGUCCGAUGCCAAACCAGCAUCAUAAUGGAACAGCCUCACCACGGGAAAACGGCAUGAUGCCAAAAAAGAUGGACGUUCAGGACCGGGAACGUAUCGGAACACAUUCGCCACGAUCAGGAACCUCGUCGAACGCCUCCACCCCCUCAAACAAAAAGCUGGACGAUAAACCUACGACACCGAUCGCCAAACCUGCCACGCCCACCAACUCGGCUGCCAGUAACGGUGUUCCUAAGGUAGUAAAUAAACCACCGGUAUUAAAUCCGGGCUAUCCGCCGUACCUCGGAGGACCACUCAAUGGUGCUCCCCAUGAACUGCAAGCCGCCUACGGUGGCCCCGGAGUGCACAACAAUCUGCCACAUCCGCUCAACAGCUACGCCCGCGUUGCCUUCGAGCCGCAUCCGCAGAUGCGAGCUCCGCUCGGUCCGAUUGCAAUUCCCGGCGGCAAGCCCGCCUAUUCCUUUCACGUAAACGCCGAAGGUCAAAUGCAGCCAGUGCCCUUUCCUCAGGAUGCCCUGGUAGGUCCAGGGAUACCAAGGCAUGCACGACAAAUUAGUUCCCUGACUCACGGCGAAGUAGUCUGCGCCGUCACGAUCUCGAAUCCUACCAAGUACGUGUACACCGGUGGUAAAGGUUGCGUCAAGGCGUGGGAUAUCUCCCAGCCCGGUAACAAGAAUCCAGUUUCGCAGCUGGAUUGUUUGCAACGUGACAACUACAUCCGCUCAGUGAAACUGCUGCCCGACGGUCGGACGCUGAUCGUCGGCGGUGAAGCAUCCAACCUGUCCAUCUGGGAUCUCGCUAGUCCAACACCUCGCAUCAAGGCUGAACUGACCUCGAAUGCGCCCGCCUGCUACGCGCUGGCCAUCUCACCCGACUCGAAAGUGUGCUUUUCGUGCUGCUCCGAUGGCAAUAUUGCCGUGUGGGAUCUACAGAACCAGACGCUGGUGCGGCAGUUCCAAGGUCACACCGAUGGAGCUUCAUGUAUUGAUAUUAGCGCUGAUGGUACAAAACUGUGGACCGGUGGGCUGGACAAUACCGUACGGUCUUGGGAUCUGCGGGAGGGUCGACAGCUGCAGCAGCACGACUUCAGUUCGCAGAUCUUCUCGCUUGGCUACUGUCCGACUGGCGACUGGCUUGCGGUCGGCAUGGAGAACUCCAACGUCGAGGUGCUGCACGCCAGCAAACCGGACAAGUACCAGCUUCAUCUGCACGAGAGUUGCGUGCUUAGCUUGAAGUUUGCCGCCUGCGGCAAGUGGUUCGUUUCCACCGGCAAGGACAACCUGCUGAAUGCGUGGAAGACACCGUACGGUGCCUCGAUCUUCCAGUCUAAGGAAUCAUCCUCCGUUCUAAGCUGUGAUAUCUCCGCUGACGAUAAGUACAUCGUGACCGGUUCGGGCGAUAAGAAGGCCACCGUCUACGAGGUUAUGUACUAGGCGGAGGACGGAGAAUUCGCUUUCUCCCGGAUCCGGCUACGUACGUACAUAAAUUAAACUAGAACCGAAAGUGUCAUAGAUUUUGCCGAACGUGUUCCGGCGAGGCCCGAGCUCGAAGGCAAAACAGUAACUUAGUCGCAAAACACACCCACACCCACACAGAAACAAAAACGGUAAGCUAAAUAAUGCAACAAACAACAGCAAAAAAAACCUGUAAAGCCUGAUUACACUCAUUAAGCUACACUGUAAGUAAAAGAGAGAUAUUAUUUGUGGUGAAAUCAGUUCAAGCUAUAAGUAAUAAGUUGAAGAAAAAUAUUAAAUUCCCUUAUACUCUCGUUAGAGUUAAAUCAGAAAACAGAAAAAAUCUACCAAAUGUAUAAAGUUCUAUCAAUCUUGGACAAUGUUCGAUAUAUUGAAUUGUAUAAAAAACUAUCCGAUUUAUCUUUCGCUUCAAAUCCCGUGAGAUUGCUUUCCUCGAACUGUGCCGAAGGCAUUUGAUUUCACCUAGAGAAAAAAAGCGAGCAUUGCGUACCGAGAUCGUUCCUAUUUUCAAGGAACCUUUUCUGUUUUGUAGAAAAAGUAAAAUAUUUAGUAAGACCCUCCAAAAAAGUAGCCGAAAUAAAUAUGGAAUAUCGAAAUUACUGUUCGUUUCCUCUAUUUGCUAAAUUGUAGUAGAAAACGUCUCAAGCUUUACCUUGUUUUGUAAGCUUUUGAACAUAAGAUUUAGGACAACUCUGUAAAGGUCACCUUCCUAGCGGUUAGCGAGUGGUAGAACAUUUUUCUGUUUGUAGGGUAACUAACAUUCGGAAGUAAAGGUAGGUCCCGUCCUCCCUUCUGGGGGGACACGGGUUUAGAAACAGUACGAUCUAGUUUGAAAAAAAGAGAGAAAUUUAAUCAGAAGCAAACAAACUAAAACGAGAAAAAAAUGAAGCAAAGGAUUAUACUUAGCGAGAAUAAUCGUAAGAUUGGAGUAAUAUAGCUUACUAAGUGAAACAAUGAGCACUAGAGCUGCGAUCCGUAGUGAUGCUAAAAUAUGUAAAGAUAAUGUGUAAUUAUUGUUUUUAUGAAAAAAAAUAAUACUGAAAAUUGUUCUUAUUUUUCA